GCGGCGAUGCGCUUCACGGCGUCUCCGGUGGUAGAGCUCCCGGUGGGCGGCGCGGUGCUGAGCUUCGAGCAGGACAACGACUCCUUCGAGGUGGGAACCUCCGUCUGGAACUCCUCCCUGGUCCUCGUCAAGUUCGCCGAGCGCUGCCUGGGGGACCCUGCCCUCCCCUUCGCCGACGCCCUCCGCUUCCCGGGAACCCGCGCCAUCGAGCUCGGCUCCGGAUGCGGGCCCGCCGGCAUGGGGCUCUCCCGCCUCGGCCUCGCCGACCUCGUGCUCACCGACAUCGCCGCCGUCCUCCCCGCGCUCCGCCGUAACCUCCGCCGCAACCGCUGCCACCUCCCCCGCGCGCCCCGCCUCGCCCAGCUCCACUGGAACUGCCCCGCGCACCUCACCCAGCUCGCCUCCCCGCGCCGCUUCGACCUCGUCGUCGCCGCCGACGUCGUCUACGUCCAGGAGUCGGUGCCCCACCUCGUCGCGGCCAUGGACGCGCUCGCUGACGCCGAGCGCGGCGUCGUGCUCCUCGGGUACCAGAUCCGGUCCCCCGAGGCGCACCAGGCGUUCUGGGAAGCUGUGCCGGCCGCCUUCCCGGUGAUCGAGAAGGUGCCGCGUGAGCACCUCGACCCGGAUUACGCCUUUGAGGAAUCCGAUGUGUUCAUACUCCGCAGGAGGCCGAGGCAGUGAGAUUGUUGUAUCGUGAAGCAUUUGCUCGUCACUUACAGAGCAGGUCCAGCAUGAAGUGUAUUUCUUACUUGGGUGAUGUUUCUCGGGGAGCUGUAUACCACAUAGGAAUAAGACGAUGAAACAUUUUUCGCUCUUGAGUAGACCUCCUGAUAUAUUUAUAGCAUUCUGUAUGGUCAGCCUUAUGUUGAGCUGUCUAGGAAUAUGUUCAGUUGUUAUUGCAUCCAAAAUGUAUAUUUUUGGUCAUUAGCUUGCCUUAUUUAUCUCAUGAUGCGGUCA
Lolium rigidum is the source of this 957-nucleotide messenger RNA. RefSeq names its product protein N-lysine methyltransferase METTL21A. Bases 7 to 681 code for a protein of 224 amino acids. The transcript is spliced from 2 exons. The record is from RefSeq and is a predicted model, not a curated record. Lineage: Eukaryota; Viridiplantae; Streptophyta; Magnoliopsida; Poales; Poaceae.